AUGGGGAGAAUUAAGAAGGUAGCCAGCCAAAAGCAUGAGGCUACAAUCUCACCUUUUUUGCAAGAAUUCAUAGGACGUGCUACGAGUCUUUCUAUUCCCGAGCUCCCGUCCCUCUUCAACACAUUCCCGAGGUUAUGGCCGUUCCCCCGCGGUGAUCUCUAUCACUGGAUCAAUGUCCUGGACCGGUUCGACGAGAUUCUGGCCUCGGCGGUCGAGAAAUAUUUCCUGAACACUGGUCCUCAGACCCAGUCGUUCACUCGAAGCGUUCUGGAGGAAUCAUAUUCGGCCGAUGAGAGCAAAAAGCCAGCGGAGGGCGUUGAUGCCAAGUUGAAUGCUCUGGGAUACGGCCCCGAUGGAGACCGGGAGCUUCUGGAAGCAAUCUUGGAAUUCUCGCGUCUUUUGCUCGAGAAAUGUGGUAACCGCAGUCUCUAUAGCAGCAGCGAUCGCCUGGGUGACCUGUUGAACACUACAUCAUUGUCUCUUCUCCAGUCUACAUUGCGCCUGUCUCUCUGCCUGGCCCAAAGAUAUCACUCCCGUCAGCGUGGGGCUCACCAGCAGUCAGUAUUGCAAUCUCACUAUGCUCUUGACCUUGAAAAGUUGCAGAAGAUUGCCGCACCUUUCCCACGUCCAACCCUCGCUGGUAAAGCACAGCCCACCGCCUCUCCCGCCAUUUCAGCUAAGGGCAAGGAGAAGGCUGUUCAAACUAAGAUCAAUGCCAAUGAAUUGGUUUCUCUUGUGCGUGACAGUGAAGGCUGGGAGGAAUGGGGUGAUGUUCGAGUUCUCUAUUAUCCUUCUGGAUCCUUUGAACAAACGAGAACGACAUCCGAAUAUGGUCAGACGGAACAUGGCUCACACGUUCCAACUACACCCACUCCGCUGCGACGAAGCGCAACACAUCCCGCUUCUCAAUUGAGCCGCACUGAUGAUUCACCAGCUGCCCCAGCCACAGGUGGGAAGGCAGAUGAGGCAACUCGUGGGGGCAAGGUCUUAGAACUCUCCUACUCAAAGGUCUCUUCUGCGAAGUUGGAGGAUAUUCUUGCAGCUAACCUCCCUCAUCUUCCCCUUGAGUCAAAAUAUGAGCUACUUCACAAACUUCGAGUUGCUCAGGCACUGACAGGCUCCCGUGCCACUCGUGAACAGAUUCUGUCCAUCAAGGCCCUGGCAGUGACUAACCUGGCCCAUGUUCUGCCGGAGAGCUCUUUCCAACAAAAAGUUCUUCAAUACGACAUGGAGCAACCGAAACGCCUUCAGCUUGCUUACCAGCUGGCCGAACUGGUUCAUCUCGGUGCCAGUGGUGACCUCGAGGUCUCGCGACUUGUCCAGACUUUAGCAAUCCAGGCACUGGACUCAUUGGCGAAGCACAAGUCUCGCGCCGUCGACGUUUGUGCAGCUUUGAGUGUCAAUGUCAACCACGGAGUCCUCAUGUUCUUGACCCGGAAAAUGGUCAACGAACUCACCGAAGAAGGGGAGGAUACGGAUGCUGCAUACUAUGAUGAGUGGCGUGAUGCUUUGCUUGCACUCCUGCGCACCCUUCCAAGCUCAAGCACACGUACACCAGACACUCUGGUUGCAGCUGGUCUGAUCCCUAUGUUUGUUGACAUUCUGAAUCUGCGCAAUGAGAAAUCGCGCCGUGUGUAUUCCCGCAUCAUGGAGUUCCUUGAUACCUUUGUGCAUGCGGUCCGGGAUGCCCUGGGAACAUUGACAACCGCCAAAGGCUUUGACGCAAUGUCUGACCUGAUUGACUAUGAAACCAAAACCGCUUUCGAAAAGGUCAACCGUGGGGAGGGUUUCCCUGCUCAAUACAAGAACCCAUCCGUUGAUUAUCAAAUUCCGUACUUCCAACAGCAGACCCUUCGCUGGAUGUUCCGUUUCGUCAACCACAUCAUGCAGCACAAUGGUGGCGGCUUCGAUCGUGUGUUACGCAACUUGAUUGACUCCCCCCAAUUGCUGACUUCUCUCCGCCUUGUGUUCGAGAAUGCUCGUGUGUUCGGUUCGCAUGUAUGGAGUACCGCUGUCAACAUUCUCAGCAGCUUCAUUCACAAUGAGCCUACUAGCUAUGCCGUCAUCGCCGAGGCUGGUCUCAGCAAGAGCCUUCUCGCUGCUGUUAUGGGCCGUGAACUCCAGGUCGUCGAGAAGCCUCCCGCCGUGGAUUCCGAGGGUCACGCAGCAGAAGGCGAAUCUGCUUCUCAGCCGCCUACCGCUGAAGCUGCUACCCAGCCAAAGGGUACUCCUCUUGCCCCUGGCAUCAUGUCCGCAGCCGAUGCUCUUGCCUGUAUCCCUUCUGCAUUUGGAGCUAUCUGCCUGAACUCCUCUGGUCUUGACCUUUUCCAGUCUUCCGAUGCCCUUGAAAGCUUCUUCGAGAUCUUUGAAAACCCCGAUCAUGUCAAAUGCUUGAAGGACGACCCUGAACUUGUCCGUUCACUAGGCACGACUUUCGAUGAGCUUGUUCGACACCACCCAGCAUUGAAGACCUCUAUCAUGUCUGCAGUUCUUGUCAUGGCUGCCCGUGUUAAUGUUCUCGGUCGUACCAAGGCCUGGGAGCAGGGAAUGGGAACUAAGCUGUGGACUGAGGAUGCUGACGGCAACAAGAGCCUUUCCGGAGAUAUCUCUUCGUUGUUCCGGGAAAUCGGCACACCCGCUGAUGCGUCAGUCGAUGACCCUGCGACCUUAGGUGCUCCUCAGCUUAAUUCCCACGAUCUCCCCAAUGGCGCGAAGCUGGUCGUUGGUGAUCUGAGCCAUGUUCUUCCUUCGCCAGGUCCCGAUUUCGAACCUAAAGACAAGGAUGAACAUGGACUUACUGCUACCGAUUACUUGUUCCCGGCUAUGCGUUUCCUGGGCGCUUUCUUCGAAAACCAGGUUAAUUGUACUGCGUUUAUUCAGGCUGGCGGCGCAGAGUUCCUUCUGGAUCUCGCAACUCUCCAAAGCUUGGCAUUUGAUUUCCACAAUACCAAUGCUAACCAGGAGAUCACCGUGCUUGUUCAUAUGCUUGCGGAGACAAAGCCUCACCUUGUGCUUCCGUCUCUCCUUCGCCGCGCCCAGUCCGCAGUGGAGAAUCUUUCGGCCUUCUGGACUGCACCCAGCGGAUCGGGAUUCUUUACGUCGUUGAUUAAGCCAGCAGACUCAAAGGACCCAGCCCUGGAACCUACCGCCGCCGCUCAGUCUGGAACAUUCUUUGUCAGACACUUGAAUGCAGUUCUUCUCCUAACCGAUGUCCUUCGUGAGACUUUCGCGUUGCCCUUGUACCAAACCCGACCUGGCCAAUCCACUUCCAUCUUCGGCCAAGUCAAUCUCGCGGAUCAAUAUUGCAUUCUCAUCAAUUCGCUGAGCAACCUUCUUGCUUCUUGCGUGUGGGAAGGCAUCUUGCUGGAGAAGAACAUCCCCGAGAAGUGGCUCAAGGCUACGCAGGAAACUGCUGAUAAGUCCGCCUCUGGAAAGUCCAAGACUACUCCUCAGGAGCCUCCAGCAACCCCUGUCGCUGAUUCUCGACCCCAAAGCUCCGGUGCCCCAGAAGCUGGACAGGCUCAACCAGGCCAGGAACUAAACGAAGACGACACUCCCCUGGACGAAGAAAACGUCAACUUCAAGAAUGCUCGCACACUUCGCUACCUUCUCAGUGCAUUGCCAACCUCGAUUACAGGAUUCUUGCAUAACCUCGGACUUGGCCUUAUUGGCAAGCGACGCAUGGACCCUCUUCAGAAGCAGAGACAGAAUGGUAGUUUGGUUGCAGAGGCCAUCGCUGAGGGUGUUCUUCGCCAAUUAGAGUUUGAGCCUGCGAACUCUAGUGAUAGCCAUAAGCACCGGUUUGCCUAUCUGAUUGUCGUCCUUUCCCACUUCUCCCACCUUCUCUAUGAAAUUCCCACGGAGCGUCCUAGUUCGAACUACUUGACAUCAGUCCUCAUUGCGUUCAAGAAGAACAACGGCCUCAAAGUGCUGAAAGACAUUUGUGACGUGUUCUUGAACGAUAUCAAGUCCCUUCCCUCUGCGGAGUCCAUUCCCGACGAGGACAAAGAGCUUGCUAACCGGCUUGCAUCGGGUUAUGGUGGAAUCAAAAUUAUCCUUGGGCUCUUCGCGGACCUGGCUACUGGAAAAUACAUUGUGGACUCUAGCCAGACACAAGCCUUGACCAGUCACCCCGAGCGUGACCGUGAUCGCCCCGAAUACUUCCAGCCAGGUCAAUUUCUGGUUGAGCUUCGUAUGGAAAUUCUGCCCAUGGCCCAGGACAUGUGGAACUCGGACUUUGCUACUCAGUCGUCGAGCCCCAUCGUCAGAUUGUUGAUCGAUAUCCUGCGGGCAUCUCUGGAUGGCGAAUACGAAGUGAACGUUAUGAAAAGGUCAGAUGCGCGGCCUCUUUUGGCAGAGACACCCAAGAAGCCGUUCGUGGUUCACAAAGACCGAGCAGCCGCCCUGGUUGACAAAGGAUUCAAGGAUGUUGAUCUCAACAAAGAAGCCCUCUAUCGUUGCAACAACAUCUUGAAUGCAGCCGAAGAAUAUUGCAGGGCGCAAAGUUGGCUACGAAACCCUCCCAGAGUUCAUCCAAACCCCAACGAUAUUCAAACCGGAUCGCCUGAGGUCGCUUCUGGUGUGGACCCCCUGGAGGAUCCUGGCUUUGGAGAAGUGCCCCAGUCUUUCACCGCUGGCGGCGACCUGUCACGCUCUGCUCUGACCAUGCUUCUGGCUCAAGCGACUGGCGGACCAAUGACCGAUUCGAUGCGCCGGAUUGAUUCCUUGGUGGCUGGAAGAGAUGCGGAUGCUGAAACGCCUGGCCGGCCAGCUGGAAACCUGGGCAGAAUUCUCGACGGCGAUGAUAUGGACGACAGUGAUGAACCAGCCGGAUCAUCGCACCAGAGUGGACCCGAGAGUCGCGCUGCCGGAGGAAGCUCCUUUGAAGGGCAACCAGUCCAAACCCGCCAGGUGGUCACCAUCGAAGACCUUGAAGCUGAGAGAGAAAAGAUUAGGUCCAAUCUGAUUGAGCGGGCCCUGGACAUUCUGAACGAACAUCAUGACGUCUCCUUCGAAUUGUCUGAUCUGAUCUCGUCAGCCAUUAGGAAGCACCCAGAGCCUGAGAGUUUCCGCCGAGAUAUUGGAGAGACCCUUGUGCAAUCGCUGGUUUCCCUGCAGAUGGAGAACUUCCAGACAGCUGGAAAAAAGAUUGCUGCUUAUGCUCACAUCCUCGCACUGACACUUCAAGAUCGUGAGAUGUACACUGCAACCCUCGAAGAGCUAAAGGAUUGCUUCUCGACUUUCCUCGGGUUUAUCAAACUCCCAACGCCUGAGAAGGCUGAACAGGAAUCAUUCCCUUGGGUUGGACAUGUUCUCCUUAUCCUCGAAAAGUUACUGUCUGAUGACUGCCAGCCACCCCAGAUUUCGUGGACCCAACCAGCCAGUGUGGAUGAUACCGUUGGUAACGAUGAGCCCGCCCGACUUGAAGAGCCCCUUGUGUCAGCCGACGAGAAGACCCAGCUCUUUGAAGCUCUUGUCGAGAUCCUACCCCGAGUGGGCAAGGAUGACACACUGGCGCUGUCUAUUUGCCGUGUUCUUGUCAUUCUCACUCGCCAGCGUAGCAUCGCUGCCCGCUUUGGCGAGAAGCGUAAUCUCCAGCGCCUAUUUGUGAUGGUCAAACAGCUUUCAAGUGCUACAAAUGACAAGCUGCAAAGCGCGUUCAUGCUGAUUCUCCGCCACAUUGUUGAAGACGAAGCUACUAUUCGCCAGAUCAUGCGGAGUGAGAUUGUUGCCAACUUUGAGUCCAAAACUUCUCGCCAGGUUGACACCACUGGAUACGUGCGCCAGAUGUAUCAUCUUGUGCUAAGAGCUCCUGAUAUUUUCGUGGAGGUGACAAAUGAGAAACUGCGGUUGCUACGCUUUGACCCUCACUCUCGUCCGCAAGUUCUUGGACUCAAGGCCGACAAAGAACGUCAAGAUCGCCUGCGUCAAGGAAAGAAACCCGAGGAGAUCAAGUCCGAGUCAUCUGAGACAGGUGAGGCCUUUACUACCGAUGACGCGGAGAAGGACAAGGGUAAGGGCCCAGCUAAGAGUGCAGAGUUGAAGGCCCCAGUUGUGGAGAACCCAGACGGUGUCAUUCAUUACCUGCUGUCCGAGCUCCUGUCCUACAAGGAUGUGGACGACAAGGAGUCUGCCCUUGAAUCCUCGGAGCAGCCCGCUGAUCAGCAGUCUGACACUCAAACUGACGUUGAGAUGACUGGAGAUGAACCCACUCCAUCGGUUUCUAGCACCGCUGAAGCACAACCCACUCGGGGCCCGAAGAAGGGAGAGAAGCCCCAAUUCAAGGCCGACGAUCACCCGAUUUACAUUUAUCGCUGCUUGCUCCUUCAGUGUCUGACUGAACUCCUCUCCUCCUACAAUCGGACCAAGGUUGAGUUCAUCAACUUUUCCCGCAAGGCUGAUCCUUUGGCUACUACACCUUCCAAGCCACGGUCUGGCAUUCUCAACUACUUGUUGAACGUGCUUGUUCCCCUUGGUACGAUGGAACAUGAUGAGACCUUGGCAUUCAAGAAGCGCAGUAUCACAUCUACAUGGACCAUGCAAGUGCUCGUUGCUCUUUGCACCAAGACUGGCGAAUUUGGUGGUGUUGGCAGACGUCGCACUGAGCCAAAGUAUGAGGAAGAUGAGCCGGAGCUUGCCUUUGUCCGCCGUUUUGUGCUGGAGCAUGCUCUCCGGUCCUACAAGGACGCAAUGGCUUCAAACGAGCCUCUGGACGCGAAGUACUCCAAGCUUAUGUCUCUCGCCGACCUCUUUGACAAAAUGCUCAGUGGCUACUCUUUCACGAACGAUGCAGGCUUCCCAACCUCAACCAGACAGCUUGCAAAGACCAUGUUCGAGAAACACUUCAUCCCCGCGCUUACUGCUUCAGUUGCCGAUGUCGACUUGAACUUCCCUUCGUCAAAGCGCGUCAUCAAAUACAUUCUUCGCCCAUUGAACAAGCUUACUCAAACCGCCGUUCUCUUGAGCGAGAACUCCGAUAUCUCCUCGUCCCUUGGUGAAACCGAGGACGAUGAGAUCUCUUCGGCAACCUCCGUUUCUGACAUGGAAGAUGAACGUGAGGAAACACCCGAUCUUUUCCGCCACUCUACUCUCGGUAUGCUGGAACCUCGCCAUGAGGAAGAGACCAGCAGCGAGGAGUCGGAGGAAGAGGAUGAGGACAUGUACGAGGACGAGUAUGAUGAGGAGAUGGACUACGAUGAAGAAAUGCCUGAAGACGAUGGCGAAGUCGUCAGCGACGAAGAUGACGAUGGUGUUGGUCCAAUUGAAGGUCUCUCUGGCGAUGCAGUUGAAGUCAUUCUCGACGAAGAAGAUGAUGACGAUGAGGACGACGACGACGAUGAAGACCACGACCACUCGGACAUGGAUGAUGACAUGUACGCGGGUGAAAUCCCCGGUGACCGGGACAAUGAAAGCCUUGAAGACGGAGAAGAGGAUGAAUGGGAGAGCGAGGAAAUGACCGAAGAUGAAGAAGAGGUCGAAAUGAUGAACCAGUACGAAGACGAGAUGGCCGAUAUGAGACAAAAUCGCGGCCACGGCGACGAACACCGCAUUGGCGACCUCUUCCGUGCCCUUAAUGAGGCUGCUGGAGGCGUUGAUGAUCUCCAUGGAGACGGCCUCGGUGGUGACAUCCACGAAGAAAUCCUCGAUGAUCUCGACGAAGAUGUUGAGGAUGAAGACGACAUGGAUGAACUUGAAGAGGAUAUCGAUGGCUUUGACGGCGAGGAAGGAUCCUACGGUGAUAUGGAAGACGAUGAUCUUCUUGAGCCGUGGGGAUGGGAAGGCGAUGAGCCUCCAAUGCCUCGCGCAGGACAUCACCACCACCGCUUCCGUGGUGGCGCGCCCCCAGCCUGGGCUGCUGUUACCGAAAUCAUGCCCGGCCGCGGCUCGGGUCUUGUCCCUAUUCAGCCUUAUCAGCGUGUCCACAGAACCCAGAUUCCCUCCCGCGGAGACAAUGACGGAACUAACCCCUUACUUGUUCGGACUGAUCGCCCAGAGACCGCCGUUCCAUCUCGUGGAGCCAAUACUGACCCCUUCGCUGAUUGGGGUCAGUCCAUGGACCCAGCUGGUGGCCGAGUUGUUGCAAUGGACAGCCCCAUCAGCUUCAUGAACGCCAUCAUGCAGGCCAUUGGCGGACAGGCCGCUCCAGGUUUCGGUGUGGUUACUCGUCCAGACGGUAUCCAUGUCCAUGUCGACAGACGCGCAGUUCUACCCGGCCGCAUCCAGGAUAUGCUUGGAAUCCCACGCGGAUCGGGCCCUCCGGCUCGCACUCGUGGCGAUGAUCCUCACACUGCUGUCAAGUUUGGUCUGGGUACCACCCGAACCCGCUGGCAAGAGGAGGCUCGCAUUCUCUUCAGCAGCCAGUAUGUUGAGAGAUGCCAGCGUAUCGUCAACUCCAUCAUGAAGGCUCUCGUUCCUACUUCAAUGGCAGAGGAAAAGAUUCGCACGAAGCAGGUGGAAGAGGAGCGCAGGCGCAUUCUGGACGAACGCGCCGAGCAAGAACGCCAAGAUCGCGAGGCCAAGCGAAAGUUGCAGGAAGAAAAUGCUCGGCUCGAAGCUGAAAGGCAACAACAGGAGGCUGAGCGUCAAGCCGAACGCCAAGCCGCUGCGGUCGAUGAGCCCAUGGAGGAUGUUCAACCCACCGAACCUCCUGCUGAAGCCACCUCAUCUGCUCAGCCUGAGGCUCAGCCCGAAGCUCAACCCGAAGCUCAACCCGAAGCCCAGCCGGCCGAGCCUGCCCCUCGGGUCCACACAAACAUUAGAGGCCGUCAGCUCGAUAUCACUGGUCUCGAGAUUGACCCUGAAUAUCUGGAGGCUCUGCCCGAGGAACUCCGCGAGGAGGUUAUCAUGCAGCAACUUGCCGAACAGCGAUCCCAAGCUGCCGCUGCUGGCGAGGAGCCUACUGAGAUCAAUCAAGAAUUCCUGGAAGCAUUGCCUGCGGAGAUUCGUGAGGAACUUUUGCAACAAGAAGCGGCCGAUCGACGCCGGCGCGAACGUGAUGCUGCCCGUCGACAGGCCCAGAGUGCCGCUGGCGCUGGUGCAGCUGCUCCUCCUGCUCACGCCGAGGAUAUGGAUGCUGCCAGUUUCCUCGCUACCCUCGAUCCUUCGUUGCGACAGGCCGUCCUUGCCGAUCAACCAGAGGAUGUUCUCGCAACUCUGGGUCCUGAGUACUUGACCGAGGCCCGCGCUAUGGGCGGUGGUAGCCGACGCAUGGCUCAGUUCGGUGACAUGAGCGCCGUCGACCGACAGAGAAAUGAAUCUUCUGGAGACCAGGAGCCAAAGAAACAGCAGAGACGUCAAAUUGUUCAAAUGCUUGACAAGGCUGGUGUUGCAACCCUUCUUCGACUGAUGUUUAUGCCUCUCCAUGGUAACGCUCGCCAUCAAUUAAACGACAUUCUUCACAACGUGUGUGAGAACCGCCAAAACCGCAGUGAGGUGAUCAGCCUUCUCCUGUCGGUUUUGCAGGAUGGCAGCGUUGAUUCUACCGCCAUUGAGCGCAGCUUCUCUCACCUAUCACUACGUGCAAAGGCACCAGGAGCACAAAAGACGCCCCAGGCUGUCAAGCGAAACAUGGCUAUUCAGACUUCUUCCAGUGUUAGCAGCGACGUGACCCCAAUCAUGGUCAUCCAACAAUGCCUAGGGACACUCUCGUUCCUGUCGCAGUUCAACCCUCACAUUGCUUGGUUCUUCUUGACCGAGCAUGACUCUGCCUCAUCCGCUAAGCUGAAAGCAAUCCGCAAGGGCAAGGGCAAGGAAAAUCGAGCUAACAAGUUCGCCCUGAAUGCUCUGCUUUCUCUCUUGGACCGGAAGUUGAUCAUGGAAAGCCCCAACUGCAUGGAGCAACUGUCAAGUCUCCUUAGCAGCAUCACUCAGCCGCUGACUGUUCUCCUUCGCCGCGAGAAGGAGCGUCAGGAAGAGAAGGGCAAGAAACCCGAGGACGCGCCAGUCGAAGGAUCUAUCGAAGAGCCUGCCCAAGCCGGCGAUUCUGGCAUGGAUACGUCUAUGACCGAUGCUCCUCUGCCCACCGUCGAGACCACUGAGAUCACUGGCCAAGAAGCCACGGAGGGCGGAGAGGACGAAGAUAAGAAGCCCGAGGAGUCGAAGGAGCCCGCCGAGGAUGAGAAGCGCAAGAAGCGUUCCAUUGAGCCUCCUGUCGUUCCUGACCACAAUUUCCGUCUUGUUGUUCACAUUCUUGCUGCUCGUGAAUGCAAUGGCAAGACGUUCCGCGAUACUCUUUCCACCAUCAACAACCUUAGCGCUGUUCCCGGAGCUCGUGAUGUGAUCGGCAGUGAACUGGUCGCUCAAGCACAGGCCCUCAGUGAUACCAUUCUGGGUGACCUCGAAGACCUCCUUCCUCAUAUCCAUCAGGCUAAGACUGGCACCGAUAUGCAAGGUCUGGCUCUGGCCAAGUUCUCGCCCGCUAGUUCAGACCAGGCGAAGCUUUUGCGUAUCCUGACGGCUCUCGACUACCUGUUUGAUCCUACCCGAGUAGACAAGUCCAAGGGCAGUGAGCCCGAGUCUGCUCCUAAGGAGGAUGUGCUCAAGAGACUUUAUGAGAGCGCAACCUUCGGACCUCUGUGGACCAAGCUCAGCGAGUGCUUGACUGUCAUCCGCCAAAAGGAGAACAUGCUGAACGUGGCUACUAUUCUCCUGCCUCUUAUCGAGGCACUGAUGGUUGUCUGCAAGAACACUACUUUGAAGGACCAGCCCCUGUCUCGCGGUAGUCGCGAACUGUCUGUGAACAGCGCCCCGGCUGACAAUGGUCUCAGCAUGGAGAACCUCUUCUUCAAGUUCACAGAGGAGCAUCGCAAGAUCCUCAAUGAGCUUGUCCGCCAGAAUCCUCGUCUGAUGAGCGGCACAUUCUCCCUGUUGGUCAAGAACCCCAAGGUCCUGGAGUUCGAUAACAAGCGCAACUACUUCACCCGCCGUGUCCACUCCCGUGGCGCCGAGCCUCGCCACCCUCAUCCCCCUCUCCAGCUUUCCGUGCGAAGAGACCAAGUCUUCCUUGACUCGUUCAAGUCCUUGUACUUUAAGAGCGCGGAUGAGUUGAAGUAUGGCAAAUUGAAUGUACGAUUCCACGGCGAGGAAGGUGUCGAUGCUGGUGGUGUGACCAGGGAAUGGUUCCAGGUUCUUGCCCGUGGCAUGUUCAACCCUAACUACGCCUUGUUCAUUCCUGUUGCGUCCGACCGAACCACUUUCCACCCCAACCGUCUCAGUGGUGUCAACUCAGAGCAUCUUAUGUUCUUCAAGUUCAUUGGACGCAUUAUUGGUAAGGCUUUGUACGAAGGCCGUGUUCUUGACUGUCACUUUAGCCGGGCGGUCUAUAAGAAUAUUCUCUCCCGUUCUGUGUCUAUCAAGGACAUGGAGACGCUCGACUUGGACUACUAUAAGUCUCUCCUCUGGAUGCUGGAGAAUGACAUUACCGAUAUCAUCACCGAGACCUUCGCCAUUGAAACCGAUGACUUUGGCGAAAAGCAAGUUAUCGAUCUGAUUCCAGGUGGCCGCGAUAUCCCUGUUACCCAGGAGAACAAGGAGCAGUACGUCCAGCGCGUGGUAGAAUACCGCCUGGUGGAGUCUGUCCGAGAGCAAUUGGACAACUUCCUGAAGGGCUUCCACGAGAUUAUUCCCCGAGACCUGAUCUCCAUCUUCAAUGAACAGGAGCUGGAACUUCUGAUUUCCGGUCUUCCUGAGAUCGACGUUGACGAGUGGAAGAACAACACCGAGUACCACAACUACUCCGCCUCGUCCUCGCAGAUCCAGUGGUUCUGGCGUGCCGUUCGCUCGUUCGACAAAGAAGAGCGUGCCAAACUUCUGCAAUUCGUCACUGGAACCAGUAAGGUUCCUCUCAAUGGUUUCAAGGAGCUUGAGGGUAUGAACGGCGUGAGCAAGUUCAACAUCCACCGCGACUAUGGCAACAAGGAUCGCCUUCCCAGCUCGCACACAUGCUUCAACCAGCUUGAUCUUCCUGAAUAUGAAAGUUAUGAGGAUCUCCGCCAACGUCUCUACACGGCCAUGACUGCCGGAAGCGAGUACUUCGGAUUUGCAUAG
Penicillium canescens is the source of this 12045-nucleotide messenger RNA. RefSeq names its product E3 ubiquitin-protein ligase TOM1 (gene tom1). The coding region runs from base 1 to 12045 and encodes 4014 amino acids. The transcript has 6 exons. NCBI's taxonomy places the organism in Eukaryota, Fungi, Ascomycota, Eurotiomycetes, Eurotiales, Aspergillaceae. Gene Ontology annotation, biological process: protein polyubiquitination; positive regulation of protein catabolic process; proteasome-mediated ubiquitin-dependent protein catabolic process. The record is from RefSeq and is a predicted model, not a curated record. Gene Ontology annotation, molecular function: ubiquitin-protein transferase activity.